AUGGAUCACAGCAGCCAUGGCGGCGGCGGCGAUGCCGACUCUUGCAAAAUAUCGAUGCUCUGGAACUGGUACACCAUCGAUGCCUGCUUCCUCACCUCAAACUGGCACAUCCGCAGCGGCGGCAUGUUCGCCGCCACCUGCAUCGGGGUCGUCUUUCUCGUCGUCCUGAUUGAAUUCUUCCGGAGGCUGGGCAAAGAGUACGACGCUUUUCUCUUGCGUCAGUUCCAGCGCGAGUCGACGAGGCGGUAUACCGAAGAGGGCAGCGUGUCCCAGGUCGUCACCUUCCGCGCCAGCCUCGUCCAGCAGCUGAUCCGGUCGGCCAUCCACGCGGUGACGUUUGGCGGCGCGUACAUCGUCAUGCUUCUCGCCAUGUACUUCAACGGCUAUGUCAUCAUUUGCAUCUUUAUCGGCGCUGGAUUGGGCAAGUUUGUUUGUGACUGGUUGGAGGUCAAGAUUGACCUGGGCGGGAUAGGUCGGGGGUCGCCAGAGGUGAAGGGCAUCGAAGAACCUAGCGUGUGCUGUGGAUAG
Molecule: messenger RNA, 528 nt
Organism: Purpureocillium lilacinum
Lineage: Eukaryota; Fungi; Ascomycota; Sordariomycetes; Hypocreales; Ophiocordycipitaceae
Biological process (GO): copper ion transmembrane transport
Cellular component (GO): plasma membrane
Molecular function (GO): copper ion transmembrane transporter activity
Source: RefSeq, a predicted model, not a curated record